CGUGGUCACCCCGGCCAGCAGAGACCAGGAGGGGUCGGUCGGUCCCUGACGGGACAGGGACGCAUCGGACAGCCUUCCGGUCAGAUCAACACCGCUGCCGGGUCACCAUGCGCGCCACCCUUCUUUGGUCGGCCCUGCUGCUGUCGGCGCUGCGCUCAGACGGAGCUCGGGCCUCCGACUGCGUCACAGGCGCUGAGGGCUCCUGCUUGCCUAACGGCGACCUGAGGGGCACUCUGCCACCACAGGGUGCUGCCGGCACUGGACAGGUCCCUGAGCAGCUUCCUGCACAGGCCCCAGAUGAAGCUGGGCAGCCCCCUGGGGAGCCCCCUGAGCAGCCCCCUGCACAGGCUCCUACUGGCACCGAACACCCUCCUGAGCAGCCCCCUGAGCAGCCUACUGCACAGGCCCCUGCUGGAACUGAGUGGCCCCCUGAGCAGCCCACUGAGCAGCCUACUGCACAGGCCCCUGCUGGAACUGAGCAGCCCCCUGAGCAGUCCCCUGAGCAGCCUACUGCACAGGCCCCUGCUGGAACUGAGCGGCCCCCUGAGCAGCCCACUGAGCAGCCUACUGCACAGGCCCCUGCUGGAACUGAGCAGCCCCCUGAGCAGCCCACUGAGCAGCCUACUGCACAGGCCCCUGCUGGAACUGAGCAGCCCCCUGAGCAGCCUACUGCACAGGCCCCUGCUGGAACUGAGCGGCCCCCUGAGCAGCUCCCUGAGCAGCCUACUGCACAGGCCCCUGCUGGAACUGAGCGGCCCCCUGAGCAGCCCACUGAGCAGCCUACUGCACAGGCCCCUGCUGGAACUGAGCGGCCCCCUGAGCAGCCCACUGAGCAGCCUACUGCACAGGCCCCUGCUGGAACUGAGCAAAUCCCUGAGCAACCUCUUGAGCAGCCCUCUGCACAGAUCCCUGCUGGCACUGAGCAGCCCCCUGAGCAGCCUACUGCACAAGCCCCUGCUGGCACUGAGCAGCCCCCUGAGCAGCCUACUGCACAGGCCCCUGCUGGCACUGAGCAGCCCCCUGAGCAGCCUACUGCACAGGCCCCUGCUGGAACUGAGCAGCCCCCUGAGCAACCUUUUGAGCAGCCCUCUGCACAGGCCCCUGCUGGCACUGAGCAGCCCCCUGAGCAGCCUACUGCACAGGCCCCUGUUGGCACUGAGCAGCCCCCUGAGCAGCCUCCUGUACAGGCCCCUGUUGGCACUGAGCAGCCCCCUGAGCAGCCUCCUGUACAGGCCCCUGUUGGCACUGAGCAGCCCCCUGAGCAGCCUCCUGUACAGGCCCCUGUUGGCACUGAGCAGCCCCCUGAGCAGCCUCCUGUACAGGCCCCUGUUGGCACUGAGCAGCCCCCUGAGCAGCCUCCUGUACAGGCCCCUGUUGGCACUGAGCAGCCUCCUGAGCAGCCUCCUGUACAGGCCCCUGUUGGCACUGAGCAGCCCCCUGAGCAGCCUCCUGUACAGGCCCCUGUUGGCACUGAGCAGCCCCCUGAGCAGCCUCCUGUACAGGCCCCUGUUGGCACUGAGCAGCCCCCUGAGCAGCCUCCUGUACAGGCCCCUGCUGGCACUGAGCAGCCACCUGAGCAGCCAUCCGCCACCACCAGUGACAGCCUGCAGAGCAGCUGCCGGCCGUUCGUGCUGUGCCCAGCGGCCCUGGCCGACACGGCCAGCACCGGCGACCUGAGCUGCCCGCUGGGCGACGGCUCGGCCGGCGUCAUCUGUCGCGACUUCGGCAUCAACCCGCUGGAACUGGCAACGCAUGCGUCCGGUCAUAGGACAGACGACCGGAGGAACACAUCACGGCCGCUCUCCAGCGACCAGAUCAUAAACGACUUGUUCAUAGUCGUCGGCGACGACAGCGAAUUGCUAGAGGCAUCCAAGCAAGCUGCACAACGCAUCCAAGAGCAAAAACUGCAAGGUAGCCAGACGGCGCCCAGAGACUCCCCUCUGGGUCUUUUCAGCCUCAACUCCGGCUCCAGGCAUGGGUUGCAUAAACUCGGCCUGCAGUGCCUGCAUCAUCAGCUGACGCUCCAAGCUAUAAGCGAGCAGGGUAAAAGCCACUUGCGGCUCGUCUCGAGCUUCAGCGGUGGGCAGACUGGCGCCAACGCCUCGGCAGCACAGCCCACACGCCUCGGGAACUGCACGGUGGAGAAGCCCAUCGUCUGCAAGGACAGUUUCUACCGCACAGCGAGCGGCGAGUGCAACAACCUGCAGCGCCCGCGCGAGGGCGCGGCGCGGACUGGGUUCAAGCGGCUGCUGGAGAGCACGUUCGAUGGUGGCGUCGGAGCUAUCCGCUCGCGAAGCGUCAGAGACCUGCCGUUGCCAAAUCCACGACUCAUCAGCGAGCGCAUGGUGAAGACCAUCUCGAAGGAACUGAACGGCUUCACGCUCUCCGUAAUGCAGUGGGGCCAGUUCAUCGACCACGACUUUAACCUCGCGCCUUUCUUCAGCAAUGGAGCCACUGAUCCCAUCACGUGCUGCGAGGAUGGUGGCCGCACGCUGCCGGCCACGCCCCUACACCUGCAGUGCAUCCCCUUCUCCAUCCCGGCCGACGACCCGUUCUACAGCCAAUUCGGCCAGCGCUGCAUGAGCAUGACGCGAUCAAUACCGGCGCCGCCCCUGGACUGCAUCGCGCGCCCUACCACGCCCCUGAACGCCAUCACCUCGCACCUGGACGCGUCCAAUAUCUACGGCAGCGACCAUGAGGAGCAGAGUGAGCUGCGCGCCCACCGCGACGGCCUGCUGCUCACCUCCGACAACAACCUGUUGCCGCUGGCGACCAGCCCGGAAAUGGGCGCGUGCACGAAAAUGCCACUGUCUGCUUCCGUGCCGGGUGACGAGCGGGUCAACGAGCAGAGCGCACUGACCGUCAUGCACACCAUCUUCAUGCGCGAGCACAACCGCGUGGCAGGCGCGCUGAAGCAGAACCACCGCGACUGGGACGACGAGAAGCUGUUCCAGGAGGCGCGGCGGAUCGUGGUCGCCGAGUGGCAGCACAUCGUCUACAACGAGUGGUUGCCGAUCAUCGUCGGGUUCGACUACGCCAGGGAUCAUGACCUGCUGCCAAUGACGUCCGGCUUCUCCACAUUCUAUGACGUGCACGUGAACCCCACCGCAUCCAACGAGUUUGCCACCGCCGCCUUCCGCUUUGGUCACUCAUUGCUGCGCGACUUGUACCACCUGAUCAACGCCGACGGCAAAAUCGUCCAAUCUAUUAAUCUCACCAGUACCUUCUUCGAUCCGGAUGUCAUAACGCGAAGAUUCGUUGAGCACGCGCGGACCUUGGUCGCUACACGAUGCGAGGCAUUCGACACCAACAUCAUCAGCAGCGUUCACCAGAAGCUGUUCAUGAACAAUGAGCUAUUCGGCCUUGACCUGAUUGCGAUCAACAUCCAGCGAGGACGUGAUCACGGCAUCCCCACGUACACGACCAUGCUGAAGGCCUGCACCGGCUUCAUCGUCUCCAGCUGGGGCGAUCCUCAUGGUCUGAUUGACUCCGGGACAAUCGACCAGCUGCGCUCCCUCUACGAUGAUCCUGGAGACGUGGACCUCUUCAUCGGUGGUCUGGCUGAACGGCAAGCCCCUGGCGCCCAGGUGGGGCCCACCUUCCAGUGCCUGAUCGGGCAGCAGUUCUACGACGUGCGCUUUGGAGACCGCUUCUUCUACGACAACGGCGGCUUCCAGCACAGCUUCACAGCCGCCCAGUUGAAGGAGAUCAGAAAGAGCAGUUGGGCGCGCAUCAUGUGCGACACGCUCGGUCCAGAGUUCGGAAACGACUUCACGCGAGUGCAGCCGCUGGCGUUUGUCGAGUUUUCGGUGGGCGCGAACGGCAUCACGUCCUGCGGCUCGCAGGCCAUUCCCAGCCUGAACCUGGCGGUGUUCGAAUGAAGACAUGGCUAGCGAACCGCUUGCAUGAAGGAGUCUCGCCCAGCCCUGCUGUCCGAUCCUGAAUCGUGAACCGGAUCGCGCGUACGUUACCUCGGGUCGUGUUUGGAUGCGAUGUCGCAAGGCCGUGCGCCAGACGUCAUCACGGCGGCGGACAUCUCACUAAGAUGUCGCUGGCAUGCCUGGCACCUCUGAUAAUGAAUACAAGAUGCA
This is a messenger RNA of Pollicipes pollicipes, 4091 nucleotides long. RefSeq lists its product as uncharacterized. Gene Ontology annotation, biological process: response to oxidative stress. Gene Ontology annotation, molecular function: heme binding; peroxidase activity. NCBI's taxonomy places the organism in Eukaryota, Metazoa, Arthropoda, Thecostraca, Pollicipedomorpha, Pollicipedidae. The record is from RefSeq and is a predicted model, not a curated record.